Messenger RNA from Corythoichthys intestinalis (scribbled pipefish), 3823 nucleotides. RefSeq names its product major facilitator superfamily domain containing 14Ba (gene slc71a2a). Gene Ontology annotation, cellular component: membrane. Gene Ontology annotation, biological process: transmembrane transport. Gene Ontology annotation, molecular function: transmembrane transporter activity. The record is from RefSeq and is a predicted model, not a curated record. The coding region runs from base 106 to 1632 and encodes 508 amino acids. NCBI's taxonomy places the organism in Eukaryota, Metazoa, Chordata, Actinopteri, Syngnathiformes, Syngnathidae. The transcript has 12 exons.
CAGCCUCUUCGGGGCACUCUUUUCGGUGAAAUCCUGGAAGCACGCGGAGAACCGCGAAUAUCAACGCGGCAAGGAUGCUUCGUCACCGGCGGCAAGUGUGAAGAGAUGGCGGGGGAACCGCCGGCGGGCACCGGCCGUGUGGUUCUUGUCAAGAAGAUCAUCAUGAAGGACGGAGUCGCGCUCCAGCAGGGAAUUGGCCGGCCCAGUGUAUACCAUGCAGUUGUGGUCAUCUUCUUGGAGUUCUUUGCCUGGGGUUUGCUGACCACACCCAUGCUCACAGUGCUACAUGAAACAUUUCCACAGCACACGUUCCUAAUGAAUGGGCUCAUUCAAGGAGUUAAGGGUCUUUUGUCGUUCAUGUCUGCCCCUCUGAUUGGUGCAUUAUCGGAUGUGUGGGGGAGACGUUCAUUCCUAUUGGUCACUGUCUUCUUCACCUGUGCUCCAAUCCCUCUUAUGAGACUCAGCCCUUGGUGGUACUUUGCCAUGAUCUCCAUGUCGGGAGCGUUCUCCGUGACCUUCUCUGUCAUCUUUGCCUACAUUGCAGAUGUGACGGAUGAAAGAGAGAGGAGUACAGCCUAUGGUCUGGUGUCUGCGACAUUCGCAGCCAGCCUGGUGACCAGCCCGGCAAUCGGGGCAUAUUUGUCAGCAUGGUAUGGAGACAACCUAGUCGUUCUGGUGGCUACACUGAUCGCUCUUGUGGACAUUUGCUUCAUCCUGCUUGCUGUGCCUGAGUCUCUGCCAGACAAGAUGAGGCUUAACACCUGGGGAGCACCUAUUUCCUGGGAACAAGCUGACCCGUUCGCUUCUCUGAGGAAGGUGGGUCAGGACCCCACAGUCUUGCUCAUCUGUAUCACAGUGUUCCUGUCAUAUUUACCUGAGGCCGGACAGUACUCCAGCUUCUUCCUCUACUUGCGACAAGUGGUCAAUUUCUCCUCUACAACAAUCGCUGUUUUUAUUGGAGUUGUGGGAAUUCUGUCCAUUGUUGCACAGACUCUCGUACUCACACUCCUUAUGAGGACUCUUGGUAAUAAAAACACUGUUUUAUUGGGUCUGGGCUUCCAGAUUCUUCAGCUGGCCUGGUACGGCUUAGGAUCAGAGCCUUGGAUGAUGUGGGCAGCUGGGGCUGUUGCCGCCAUGUCCUCUAUAACCUUCCCUGCAGUCUCAGCUCUGGUGUCGCAGUCUGCUGAUCCUGAUAAACAAGGCGUUGCCCAGGGAAUGAUAACAGGGAUCAGAGGUCUGUGUAAUGGUUUAGGUCCAGCUCUUUAUGGAUUCGUCUUCUUCCUCUUCAAUGUGGAGCUUAACACCAUGGACCCCAUCCAGGGAGACUUUGACCCCCUGCCUCUUCACAGUCCAACUGAACAAACGCUCAUCCCUGGCCCACCUUUCCUUUUGGGGGCAUGUACAGUGGUUGUUGCCUUCAUCGUUGCUCUCUUCAUCCCAGAGAAACUGUCCUCGAGCUCGCCAUCCUCUCCUCUGCCUCUUAGCGACAAGCCACGCCCCGCUAGCAAAGAGUCACUGUCCUCGCUGGCAGGCAUCCAUAUCAACACACCUCUCCCAGGCAGCGACGAAGAAACUCCUCCGACUGCCAGUGAUGAGGACUUUGAGCCUCUGCUGCAGGACAGUAUUGUUUGAUGGACCAAAGCGUGUAGAACUCACAAUGUAAAUGGAUUGAUUGGCAUUUUGUUUAAAAGAAGAGCACAUUUCCAUUGCUGCUAGGUGAGUAAACAAUUGUGAUUGACAGCACGAUGCUGAACUUGCAUUGAUGAGCUGACCAGAAGAGCCAUCACAUGGUUCAACAGAGUGGUAGGGACAAAGUCUUCUAAAUGUGAAGCUAGUGUUUAACUGGAUAAAAACAGUUGUCUGGUUGGUAUAAUGAGGUUGUGACCAGCAUAGACAUCACACUGGCAAUGACACCAGCUUUUGAUCUGCUUGAACUGGGAAAGUUUCUUAAAAAUAGAUGGUGGGAUUGCUAAGAAGAAACUUCAUGCUUAAAGUGGAAGAAUAUUUUUAAGAAAGUUAUUAUAUUCAGCUGAAUUAUAGCUGAAUUGAACUGAUGUUGAAUUUUAUAUUGCGUGUUGUAUAAUUGAAACGUCUCUGCAACAUAUUUACAGCUGCUAAAGAAUCAGAAUUGAUAUUUGUAAAUUUUUACUUGUAGAGGGAGAACAGAAUAUGAGCAUCUAUAAUACUCUAGGAGAUAAUUCAGCCACAUAAAAUUUUACUUUUCACGAUCAUUUAUAUUUAAAAACCUACUGAAUAUCCAUCCAUCCAGCCGUUCAUCUUCCACUUAUCAUGUUUCGAUAAUGGGAUCAGUUACCUAAGCAGUGAAGCUCAGACUUUCCUCUUUCUCCUGGUGGACUUGCCAACUUCACUUUGUAGUAAGCAUCAAAACCAGAUGUUUUGAGCCACCUUUCAAUGCUACUCUUAAGCCCCCGCCCCCCGUUACUGAGCUUCUCACCUUAUCUCUAAAAGCAUCUGCUUUUAAGUCAGUUUCUAUGUUUGUUACACUACCUCAGAUCGCACUCAACCUGUUUACUUAUCUGUUAGAAUUGUUUUAUUCGUUUUUAUUUGAAAUUGGAGUGUGAAAGUGCUUCUGAGUACUUGAAUUUGAAGCAUACAUUCUGGUGCUAUUUCAACCACAGAUUACAUAUUUUCUUCAAAUUGUUAAAAUAUGGAACAUUUUACUCCAUCUAGCCAUUUUCUACACUGCUUCUUCUUAUUAGGGUUGCUGAAGCCUAUCUCGGCUGACUUUGAGUUAUAGGCGAAGUACAGUACAACCUGCCUGGUCACCAGCCAAUCGCAGAACAUAGCUCUUACUAAUAUAAUACAACAAUAUUUCCAAUGUGUUCAUAAAAUAACACCGAUUUUGGUGUCAUUGUGAAUGUGUUCCAGUUUUUCCCUCACCAGUGUUUUACUACCUACAUGUACAUAUGAAAAAAAAAUCUGCUUUGCACAGAAGCCAUCGCUUUGUCACUUUGCCAAAAAAAUUUUUCUCUGGCAAUUUAAAAUUUAACUCAGUGCAUCUCUUGACCCACAAUCCUACAAUUGUUACAAAUGUUUGUAAUGUUUGUACUUACUGAAAGCUUUAGAGAGAAGGCUGAGGAAGGAAUGUCUAAGAUUUUUAUUUUAGAUAAGUGUUUGUUUUAUGACUUUAAAAUGUAACUGAACACAUGAAUGAUGGGGUUGUUCGAACUGUUAUGAAGGUUUCUGGUUCCAACGCAAAGGCACAAUCUUGAAGGAUUAAUGACACUCUGUAACUAACAAUGAAAGGUUAAUAAUUUGAAAAGACAUCACACAUUACAAUUGUGAUAAACUGCCGCCCAUUUACUCCACUGAUAUCAUAUCGUAGACAAAGUGUGACAUCUAAAAAACGAAGACAAGCUUUUUCUCAAAAUUAUCCAUCCCAUAUCACACAUUAUAAAAUGUAUGUGCAUAAUGUCAUUUGAUUGUUACCCACUUUCUAGACGUUCUUCAGCAGUGAUGUCUCAACACUGUAAAUACUGUACAUGAAUUUAAAUGUUUAUCAUUAAAUGUAAUGUACAUGGAAUUCAAUGUAAAUAAAAUGUAUGUUCUAAAUGUGUUCAGGCAUUUGUUGAGCAGUAGGAAUUAAAAGUCAAUAUAACUUGACACAAACUUUACUGAGUCACGUUCAUAUUUUUGUGUGUUAGUAAAUGGUAAAGAUAUUUCUAUUCCCUCCCAACCUCAUCCCCCGCUGAGUACAUUAUCAUUCAUAAACCAUAGACUUCAUAUUAUAUUGACAGGUCCGAUUAAUAGGGCGCCUAUCUUUGUCAAAGCUGACCAAGUGGAAACAGAGAACGAGCUUUUU